GAAAUGAGUAAUUUAAGAUAAUUAGAGAAUUGGGGGGGAGGUAAUGUAAAGCGUGGUACUCAAUACUCAAAGGUCUUCAAAUGCAAAGAGCCUGUUUCUAUAAGCUAGACCAAAUCAUAUUAGUGAGCAGUGAAUACUAAUCCAAUGAUAUCUAUUAUGGCUGUAAAGGGAAAGUGUUCAAGCUUAUCACAAAAGUAGCUGUGAUUUUUUUGUCAAUUUUUCGUCUAAUUGUUCAUUGUAGGGUUAUGAAGUGCUACUUCUUGAAAUGCUGUAUAUAUAUAUUUCUUUCAAAGGCUUUAGUGUUGUUAUAUUUAAAGGAGUGUUGAUUAAAUGGAGUUCUUUUCUUCCGUUAUUCAAUUUUCAGUUUUUUGACGAGUUAGCUCAUGGAAAGAAUUGUGGUGUGAAGCUGACAGAAUUAGCAGAUAAACCUUUAAACAAAAAGAUUAAGUUUUCUGAUUCCGAUUCUUCUAGUUCUGAUGAUGAUAAUGAGGAAGAAGAGGAGGACGGGAAGGUGGCUGAGGAUGAGAAUAAGGAGGUUCCUGAGGAAGAGUCUAAGUCUCCCAAGAAGCAAAAUGAUCCUUCUAAUGAAAAUAAAACCACUGGAGUUCUCAAUCCUCGUCAAGGGGACACUGUAGCCUCUGAAAAUCAAACAGAGGAAAAAUCAAAUGAAAAUGAAAGGGAUAUGAAGUGUCCUGAAGUUCAAUCAGAGGAUGUUGAGGAGCCACCAAAUAAGAAACACUGCAUUGAAGCAGAUGCGUCAAAAAAUAUUAUAAAGGAAAAAGAGAAGUCCAUUGAUCAACUGAUUGAGGCUGAACUUGAGGAAUUGGGAGAUAAGAACAAGAGACGGUUUUUCAAUCUUGAUUCGGGAUGUAAUGGUGUUGUCUUUAUCCAAAUGCGGAAGAGUGAUGGAGAACCUGGUCCUGAGGCUGUUGUGCAGCAUAUGAUGACUUCUAUUGCUUCAACAAGGAAACACAUAUCAAGGUUCAUACUUCGAGUACUGCCAAUUGAAGUGGCAUGCUAUGCUUCAGUUGAGGAGAUCACGAGGGCAAUAAAGCCUCUAAUAGAAAAGAACUUUCCUGUUGAAAGUCAAAGUCCUGUAAAGUUUGCAGUAUUAUAUGAGGCCCGUGCAAAUACUGGCAUUGACAGGGCAACUAUAAUUAAUACAGUAGCAAAAUCUGUUCCUGAGCCUCAUAAAGUUGAUUUAAACAAUCCUGAAAAAACCAUUGUGGUUGAGAUUUGCAAGACAAUUUGCUUGAUUGGAGUGGUGGAGAAGUAUAAGGAAUUUUCCAAGUACAAUCUGAGGCAGCUUACAUCAAGAAAGUAAUAGGAUAGGUUAUUUAUUUGUUUUUCGUGUCUGUUUCAGCUUUGGACACUUUUUAAUGUUCAAAAUGUAUGCAACACCUAGCUUGAUGUGUGGUUAAUUUAGAAAAUUUUGGAACCAAACGAACAUAUUAUAUAGCUGUUGGCAUAUAACAAAAUCUGAUAACUUUAUGUGUUCUAGAA
Molecule: messenger RNA, 1503 nt
Organism: Benincasa hispida (wax gourd)
Lineage: Eukaryota; Viridiplantae; Streptophyta; Magnoliopsida; Cucurbitales; Cucurbitaceae
Source: RefSeq, a predicted model, not a curated record